UUGUCCAACUUAUUAGGCAUUUAGGCGUGAUAAAGUCUUCAAAGACGGGUUUAGCAUCAUCAUCUGAAAACCCUAGCGCCACAACAACUAUCACUUUAAACAUGUCCACAUCUCCCCCAAACCCGCAAAACCCAGAUCCCAAAUCUUCUGAAAAUCAAAACCCUAAUCCCAAAAUCCCCGAAUCACAAUACCCAGAAAUCUCCAAUCAAACCGUUAACCCAGAUGAAAAGGGUCGGAUCAGCGGCGAUGAGAGAGAAAAAGGCGGAGAAGGAGAAGAAGAGGAAGAAGGGGAAUGUGGGUUCUGCUUGUUCAUGAAAGAGGGAGGUUGCAAGGAUGAGUUUAUAGCUUGGGAAAAGUGUGUGGAAGAUUCAGAGAAGAAUCAUGAAGAUAUUGUUGAGAAAUGCUUUGAUGUUACUGGAAAUUUGAAGAAGUGUAUGAUUGCUCAUUCGGAUUAUUAUGAACCCCUUUUGAAUGCGGAGAAAGCUGCUGUAGAGGAGGUUAAGCAAGAAAUGGAGCGCGAGCAAGAUUCGAGUUCAAACACAGCUGAAGUUGAAGUUACACUGGAAAUGGAGGUUUAGUUUUAGACUUUUAGGGGGUUUGAUCAUUUUUUGGGUACUGAAUUGGGAAAAUUUGUUUCCAAUUUACUGUGAUAGAGGUAAAUUAAGGGUUUGAUCAUUUUUUUGGUACUGAAUUGGGAAAUUUGUUUCUAGUUUACUGUGAUAGAGGUAAAUUAAGUCCAA
Messenger RNA from Spinacia oleracea (spinach), 740 nucleotides. RefSeq lists its product as uncharacterized. The transcript has a single exon. The record is from RefSeq and is a predicted model, not a curated record. NCBI's taxonomy places the organism in Eukaryota, Viridiplantae, Streptophyta, Magnoliopsida, Caryophyllales, Amaranthaceae. Bases 102 to 578 code for a protein of 158 amino acids.